GUUGUGUGUUCUCUGCUUGUAAUCUUUGUGAGCCCUUCAAAUCAGAAAUGCAGUCCUGAAGCCUCAGCCCCGCACCCCAAACUGUGCCGACACAUUUUCUGCGCGACAGAUGAAUGAACUCAAGAUAUUCUCUGAUUUCCCAGUCCUACAGCAAGUUCUACACCACAGCUGUAUCAGAGAAGCACUGGGAACAGGCUUUGGGCUCAUCGAGGUCUCAUCUGGCAGUGUGUCCUAGCUUCUUUUCAGUGUGCAUUAACCCCCAUGAUGAAGAAACAGCCAAGUUCAUGGGAUGGAGUUGGGAACCCUGCAUCCUCAUGCAGCUCUCCCCUGAAUGGCUGGGUCAGCGAGAACACCGUGUGCCACCUCAGCUCUGGGGAUAGAGGAGACUUGUACCAACUGUCUCACCAAGCCUUGACCCAGGGCUCCCGAGAGAGGGAGGUGAGCAGCGCUGCCCCGGACACCAUUAAGAUCAAGGAGAAGCUGAAGAGGAGGAGGAUGUCUGAGGGUCUGUUAGCCUCACAGAGAGGCCUCACUGACUCCAGCGUCCCUCCAGGCAUCUUCCUGAAGCCAGUACUUUGCCGGGCACGUUCCCAGAGAUUCCAGCAGGACUUCAGGCCUGUGCCUCCCAUCCAGCACGGCCUGCCUUCCCCAGAGCCCAGCAGGCUGAUCAAUGGAGAGGAGGAGCAGGGGGAAAAUGCCACAGGCUGUGAUGGUGGUGAUGCGAGUAACAGGGGAUGGAUGUCCAAGGCCAAAGGAUAUAAAGCUUUCCUGCCGCCCCUGCACUGCAGUAAUGGGGAUGGGAAGAAGUCACUGGGAGCAGCUUUGAUCCCCCCUAUCCCCAAGUCAGCGAGACCACCUGAUGAGGAGUCUGACAGGGCUGCAGUGCCUCCCCCAAGCUCUCAGCACCUGCUUUUCCAGGAGGCCCUAGAGAUGAGGAGCCGAGGGCUGAGGCCUUUAUCAUGCGAGCUCCAGCCUCUGGAACCCGUCUUGCCUCCUCUCCAGCACCGUGGCGUUGGUGGCAUGAAGUCUGCUGGGCACUCGUGUGACCAUGUGCCCCCGUUAACUGCCCUCCCACCCAGCCAGGCCAAGCAGACAGACCACCUUGUGAGCCCUGGCCUUCUGAGCGACGACGAGUUGAAGGACAGCAAUGGAAGGAUCCAUAUUAAGUUGUCCAAGUCAGCUCAGAAGAAAAUACAGCAGAAGCGAAUGAGGGAGAUGGAGCUUUUGCUUAGAGAGAGGGAGAAAGAGAGAGAGGACUCUUUGCAGCUUCCUCCACGAAGUGUUGACCCUGGGGAUGCAGCUGAAGAAAGCUCUGGCCCACUGCCUGCCAAUGGGGCAGUUUCCAUUUCCCCCGGCAUGAGCAGCGCACGCAGAGAGAGCGCUGCUGCUGCUGCCUUGGGCAAGCGGAUCAACAGGCCCUCACUGCCCAGCAUCCCUGUCAGCAGCCAGGAUGGCACCUUCCCACGCAAGCCCUCAGCCAACUCGCUGCCGGCCAUUGCUCUGGACACCCCAGAGCGGGGAGAGGAGCCAGAGAGUGGGGACGCCCAGGAAGCCAGGCCCUUCCCUCACCCACAGCAGGCACUGCUCAAGGCGCUCGCAGGGCUCAGCAGUGACGACUGGCAACAGAAGGCUGAGGGACUCCUCAGCAUCAGGCGCCUGGCUCUCUGCCACUCAGAAGUCCUGCUUUGUAGACUUCAUGAUGUUUCUUUGGCAGUUACCAAAGAGGUGAACAACCUCCGCUCAAAGGUGGCUCGGUGUGCGAUCAGCACUCUUGGAGAGCUCUUCAAGACCACGAAGAAGCACAUGGACGGGGAGGUGGAUGAGAUUGCUCGUGUCUUGCUGCAGAAGAUGGGGGACUCCAAUGAGUUCAUUCAGAAAGGAGCCGAUCGGUCCCUGGAGGUCAUGGUGGGGAGCGUGACACCAACACGAGCAAUGAUGGCUCUCAUGGCUAGUGGAGUCCCGUAUGUAGAUCUUCUCUUAGUGAUAUCUAUCACCUUAGCUUGUGUGGGCAGGGGGAAGGGACAGGAGGCAGAUGGGGAGUGA
Messenger RNA from Calidris pugnax (ruff), 2043 nucleotides. RefSeq names its product protein FAM179A-like. Gene Ontology annotation, cellular component: cilium; cytoplasmic microtubule. Gene Ontology annotation, biological process: microtubule cytoskeleton organization. Gene Ontology annotation, molecular function: microtubule binding. NCBI's taxonomy places the organism in Eukaryota, Metazoa, Chordata, Aves, Charadriiformes, Scolopacidae. The transcript is spliced from 12 exons. The coding region runs from base 262 to 2043 and encodes 593 amino acids. The record is from RefSeq and is a predicted model, not a curated record.